This is a messenger RNA of Cottoperca gobio, 2045 nucleotides long. Its product is annotated as serine/threonine-protein kinase pdik1l. Gene Ontology annotation, biological process: protein phosphorylation; negative regulation of G2/MI transition of meiotic cell cycle. The record is from RefSeq and is a predicted model, not a curated record. The transcript has 4 exons. NCBI's taxonomy places the organism in Eukaryota, Metazoa, Chordata, Actinopteri, Perciformes, Bovichtidae. Gene Ontology annotation, molecular function: ATP binding; protein kinase activity. Gene Ontology annotation, cellular component: cytoplasm; nucleus. The coding region runs from base 211 to 1410 and encodes 399 amino acids.
UACACACAGCGGGACUCUCUGAAUUUCAACACGGAAGUGUGUCGCAUUUGUUCAGUGGUUGUUGUUCUGCCAUCUUAUCUAUUUAACAACAAAUAAACUUUGAAUAUGAUGCGAAAGGGUAUGUCAAUCGAGUAGAUGGCAUAUUCAAGUCACUUUACUGCUUAAGCUGAAGUCUUGUGGCACUGCAUCAGACUCCAGCCCCUGGGGAAGAUGGAGGAGCUCUACACGUUGGAGAGGGAGGUAGGACGAGGCAGCUAUGGUGUGGUCUUUGAGGGCCAUAUGGCCAAAACAGGACAGAGGGUGGCCAUCAAGCGUUUGCCCUGCAGCAACCCGGAGUGCAUUGAACUCUACCUGCAAGAGCUGUGGGCCAUGAGAGCCACUGCCAAGAACCAUGUCAAUGUCAUUGCACUCCACAGCUGCCUCCUGCAGACUGGACCAAGGAGCCUGAAGACUCUAAUACCAGGGAAACUGCCUCCACGUCUUGUCGAGAGCGUGCUGAAGGGCAGUGUAGUCGAAGCACCACAAAGCCAGGAAAAGAAUAACACUGAGCAGAGGACUAACUCUGUCUCAAGACUUCAGGACAGGACCAACACUGUUCAGGCCAGACCUAAGCACCAGACCAAGACUAAAUCAAAUGCAUCUGAUUCUACAACCCCACAAAGGCCUCAAAACAAAGCCAAGAAGAGGCCGGCCGAGAAGGAGGAAGAGCAGCCGGAGCCCCUGAGCUGCUUGGCCCUGUGGCUCGUGAUGGAGUACUGUGAUGGGGGCGACUUGAAUCAAUACCUGCUCUCCAGUCCACCAGACUCACAGCGUGACCACAGCGUGGUGCGACAGCUCUGCAGUGCUGUGGCCUUCCUGCAUAGUCUGGGCAUCACCCACAGAGACCUGAAGCCUGACAAUGUGCUGGUCUGUGUGACACCAAGAGGCCCCAUUGUGAAGGUGGCAGACUUUGGUCUGAGCAAGAUGAGUGAAGGUCUGGUGGACGGUGAGUUGACCAGCCAGCACUUCUCCUCCACCUGCGGCUCUGACUUCUACAUGGCUCCAGAGGUGUGGGGCGGACUCACCUACACAGCCCAGGCAGACAUCUUCUCCCUGGGUGUGAUGUUCUGGGCCGUCCUGGAGAGAAUCACCUUUCUGGAAGAAGGGGCCACGCAGGAACAACUGGGUGCCUACGUGUGUAAGGGUCGCUCAGGCUGGUUGAUGCCACUGGGGGAAGCUUUGUGGGAGAAUGCCGACCUCCAGCUGUGUAUCCCUAUGAAGUUUAAGAGAGCGCCCCCGCUGCCGCCCCCUCCUGGUCCAGCCAUGUGCACCCUGCUUUUAGACAUGCUCGCCUUCGACCCGGAUGCUCGGCCCCCAGCAGACCAGCUGGAGGCCAGAGUGCACUCUGCUCUGACAGAGGACUCCCAUUGACAAAGUGCACUUAAGAGACCACCACAGACACUACAUGGAAAUAUUUCCAGAGGACCCUCUGACUGCAGUGCAUACUUACAUGUGUAAGCAAUCGCCACUUUGCUGCCACAGGGGAGUGGGGAGAAGAAAUAUGUAUGAUUAUAUUGGAUUGCAGGUGCUUUUCACGUCACGGAAACACAAGCUCAAUUUCUAAACUGUGUAGGAAACCACAUAAAGGGAAGAACACAACACGCGAUGAUAUUCAAACAAGUCCAUAUAGAGAUCUGGUGGGAUUACUCGAGCUGCAUUGGAUGUGAGCGCCAUGCUGUUGCUUAGAGUGUGUACAUACGGCAGAGAUGCAGGAGAUUACUGUUCCUCUUUUUCAGGGUCUGAUGUGUUUUGAUGACUUAUCUCAGUUUAAUUUCUUGAUUAAUUUUGCCUUGAUUUGUGGACAUUGAGCCCUUUUACUUUAAAUGUAGGUAACAUUGAAGUAUUUUGUGAUUAUUUUUAUUAUCCAACCCAAAUAUUUCCACCACACAUUGAUGUAGUGUGGCUCUAACAAUUCACUGGGCUGCCAGAUGUCUUUAAUAUGUAAAGUUAGUGAGAAAUGCAUUCCAGCACAGAAGUCCACUAAUAAAUCCCUUUGUGACACUUAA